This is a messenger RNA of Acaromyces ingoldii, 1347 nucleotides long. RefSeq lists its product as hypothetical. The transcript has 2 exons. Gene Ontology annotation, biological process: ubiquitin-dependent protein catabolic process; positive regulation of proteasomal ubiquitin-dependent protein catabolic process; protein polyubiquitination. Lineage: Eukaryota; Fungi; Basidiomycota; Exobasidiomycetes; Exobasidiales; Cryptobasidiaceae. The record is from RefSeq and is a predicted model, not a curated record. Gene Ontology annotation, cellular component: cytoplasm; ubiquitin ligase complex. Gene Ontology annotation, molecular function: ubiquitin protein ligase activity; ubiquitin conjugating enzyme binding; zinc ion binding. The coding region runs from base 52 to 1347 and encodes 431 amino acids.
UCGUCUUGAUCUCGCUGGCAAAGAAACGUCCUGCAGUCCAGUCCAAGCAAGAUGAGAGCGGCAUCUUCCUCAGUCAGCUCCUUUCCUAAGCACCGGCCCUCCACGAACGAAAAUGAGACAACCACAGCGUCCGAGACGGACGAGCUGGAAGUCCUAAUAGCCUCGCUUCACCUGGAAGAUAUCAAUGAGAUCACCCAUAGGGCCAUCGGAAAGGGAAAGGCUCGUGAAGAUGCAUCGCUUAAGGACGAGGAAGUAGCUUUCAAGCUUUACGCAGAAGAUCUAGAGGCUUAUCUUCUUCGUCAGGAAGACAUACGCCUUGCGAAAAGCCUGGAUGAAAGCAGCAACAGCGACGAUGAGAGUCUACAGGAGGAUAACGAGCUCGACGAGGUCGCCUGGAAGGAUCGGGAAAUAGCGCUGUGUGCUGCUGGUUCCGGUCGUACGCCAGUUACGGCAGUAAACGCUACCACAUCUGAGAGGUGUCACAUGCUAGAGGACAAGGCAUCAUCGAGCAACAGCGUUUCUAGAGAACCCACGACGACCUACGCUCAUAGCAGCGAGCCGUCCUCGAGCCAGUUGCAAGAGUGCGUGAUAUGUUGCAUCACGGUACCGCGGGAUGCUAUGUACAUCGCUUCGUGUCCGAGCCGCCACAUCUACCACUCGCGUUGCCUCCUGGCUCUCAUCCAUGCCUCUAUGAAGGACGAGAGCUUGAUGCCGCCCGUGUGCUGCAAGGUCGGCAUUGACGAGAAUCUUUUCCUGCCGUUGCUCAAUAAAGAAGACAGGGACGAAUUCAUUCGCAAACGUGAAGAGUUUGGCACCAAGGACCGGCUGUACUGCAACAAUGUAUCCUGCUCAGCCUUUCUUGGCGCGGUCGAACGAGAGGCAAAGCAGCCGAAGAAAUGCGACCGCUGCGGCAACGAGACAUGCAAGGCGUGCAAGGGACCAUGGCACGGGUACAAGAGCAUCUGUGCUGGCGAUUCUGAUGAGGCAGCCAUCGACUUACUUCGGGACAUCGGGAUGCAGAGGUGCCCGGGCUGCCUUCGCAUGGUAGAGCUCAUCGAUGGAUGCUACCACAUUGAUGAGGAUCGGCUUCUGCAAGAAGCCACACAGCGUGUCCGACGCGACGAGCCUCGAGGUUACUUCGCUCGCUUCCUGGACGCAAUUUUGUUUCGCAGAGAGGUGGCAGCCCUGCGAUACCAUCACGAGUGCCGCUACGCGGGGCACUGGGAACGGGUUGAAGGCAUAUACGAGUGCGAGAAUUGCUUCGAGACGAUGCUCGAGUAUAUCUUCGAGUGCUCUGAAUGCCGAAUGAGGGCUUGCAACCGCUGUCGGAUGAAUAGGUUCAUGUGA